AUGUCUCGUAUCUCCACACUCUAUCUUCUCGCAUACAACUCCUUUCAGAGCAUUGGAUGGACAAUUUCCUUAAUUAAGAUUUUUGCCAAUCUUCUCGCCACUGCUUCCAUCGACGGAACCUAUGCUUCCGCCGGCAACUUAAUCUGUUUUCUGCAAUGUGCUGCAUUCUUGGAAGUUAUACACGGAGCGAUCGGUAUUGUGCCCAGCGGCGUUCUGCUUCCUCUUAUGCAAUGGGGAGGAAGGACACACUUUGUACUUGCCAUUGUUCGGAAGCUUGAUGAGCUCCAGGAAUUACCUUCAGUUUUUAUCACUUUUCUUGCAUGGAGCAUGGGUGAGGUCAUUAGGUAUUCACAUUAUGCUUUCAGUUGUUUGGGAAAUUGUCCUUCUUGGAUGACCUAUCUCAGGUACACUGCGUUUAUUGUGCUGUAUCCUUUGGGAGUGGGUCCUGGUGAAAUAUGGACUAUGUACAAGGCGCUUCCAAUUAUAAAAAAGAAUAAUCUCUAUGCAGAUUCCUUUUCAGGCCUCCCAUUUAGUUAUUAUGAUUUCCUUAAGGUUGUACUUGUAGUUUAUCCAUUCCUAUGGUUCAAACUUUACCUGCAUAUGUUCAAGCAACGACGUGCAAAACUUUAUAAACGCCUUGACAAGAAAAGGGCGUGA
Messenger RNA from Sphenostylis stenocarpa, 657 nucleotides. The record is from the annotation of a GenBank genome assembly. NCBI's taxonomy places the organism in Eukaryota, Viridiplantae, Streptophyta, Magnoliopsida, Fabales, Fabaceae.